AUGAUUUCUGAUCAUUGGGAUACGCUAGGAGAUUCUGGGUAUUCCAUUCAUGGUAAACUUAAAUCAUUGCGUUAUGUGAUCAAGAAAUGGUAUCACUCUAGUGAAAAGCUAGAGGAAAAAAUUAAAGCCUUGGAAGCACAACGAGACUCCUUAGCAGGUUCAACAUCUCAUUCCACAGUCAUACAUGAAAUUGAAGGCAAAAUUCAAGAGUUAUACAGGGAACAAGAUCAAAUUCUUCGUCAGAAAGCAAAGCUUGACUGGGAUUCACAAGGAGACGGUAAUACAAAAUUCUUUCACCGUGUGGUGCAAUACAAAAUCAAACAGAAUCAUAUACGCGGUCUCUUACAUGAGGAGAAAUGGCGCUUAAACAACAAAGAGGCUGUUGAACUAGAAAGAGAAUUUACAGUUGACGAACUUCAUGGUGCUCUAAUGAAUAUGAAUCCAAAUAAGUCUCCAGGACCGGAUGGCAUCUCAGUUGAAUAUAUAAGGAAGCUGUGGUUCAAAAUGCACCAUGACAUUUUCCGGAUGGCUCAAGGUUUUGCUCAGGAAGGUCCGGUGGUAGCUUGUUCUGGAUAUGAAGUAGAAUUAAAAGCUCCAGUGGUAAUGAUGAAACAUCUUCAAUACAAUAAGCUUGGAAUUCGCUCAUGCCUUGUCUUUACAGACUCUACAAAUUUAGUGCAUAAUUUCUAUAAGUUUAGAUGUGGAGUUUAUUGGGAUCCUUUAUUCAAUGAGCUGAAAGAUAAUAAUUUAAUACACAAGGUCUCACUUAUCUUCAUCCCAAGACACCUCAACCAAAUUGCAGACGAGUUUGCGAAGCAAGGUGCCAAGAGAGAAGCCAUGAUUGCUGCAUGGUAUACACCCUAA
Molecule: messenger RNA, 864 nt
Organism: Daucus carota subsp. sativus
Lineage: Eukaryota; Viridiplantae; Streptophyta; Magnoliopsida; Apiales; Apiaceae
Exons: 3
Coding region: 1-864 (287 amino acids)
Molecular function (GO): nucleic acid binding
Source: RefSeq, a predicted model, not a curated record